Molecule: messenger RNA, 4904 nt
Organism: Lytechinus pictus (painted urchin)
Lineage: Eukaryota; Metazoa; Echinodermata; Echinoidea; Temnopleuroida; Toxopneustidae
Product: pre-mRNA-processing factor 19-like
Exons: 11
Coding region: 76-1599 (507 amino acids)
Biological process (GO): mRNA splicing, via spliceosome; DNA repair; protein ubiquitination
Cellular component (GO): U2-type catalytic step 1 spliceosome; Prp19 complex; cytoplasm
Molecular function (GO): ubiquitin protein ligase activity; protein binding
Source: RefSeq, a predicted model, not a curated record
UAUAUUUAUUAUAUAGAGUAGACCGCCAUCUCGCAAUGACAUUUAGAUAGUGGCUAGGCGCUCACGCUUUGCAACAUGGCGUUAGUUUGUUCAAUCUCUAAUGAGGUACCUGAGGUUCCUGUCGUAUCACCAGCAUCAGGUCGAGUCUUUGAGAAGAGACUAAUUGAGAAGUUCAUCUCUGAGAAUGGCACUGAUCCUGUCAAUGGAGAACCUCUUUCUGAAGAUCAGCUGAUUGAGGUCAAAGUGAAUCCAUUGGUGAAACCUAGACCUCCUACAGCAACCAGUAUCCCUGCGAUCCUCAAACUCCUCCAGGAUGAAUGGGAUGCUUGCAUGUUGCAUAGCUUCACACUCCGCCAGCAGCUUCAGACGGCCCGUCAGGAGUUGUCUCAUGCCCUCUAUCAGCACGACGCAGCAUGCCGUGUCAUUGCCAGGCUCACCAAAGAGGUUACAGCUGCUCGUGAAGCCUUGGCUACUCUGAAGCCCCAGGCAGCACCAGGCAUCGUACCAGGUGCCGCCAUGCCUGCUGCUGUGGCUGUGCAACCUGUACCUGAACCCAUGGAGGCUGCUGAAGCUGGCCCAGUCGGCAUGACUGAAGACAUCAUACAGAAGUUGCAAGAGCGAGCCAACGUUCUCACGGCUGAGCGUAAGAAGCGAGGCAAGAAGGUUCCAGAUGAGCUGGCUCCAUCUGAGGACAUCAGGAACUACAGACCAAGAGCUUCUCAUCCUGGUCUACACAGUGCCAGUAUUCCUGGUAUUCUGGCGCUCGAUUUACAGGCGGCUGAUACCUCCAAGGUUCUCACCGGAGGAGCUGAUAGAAACGCUGUUGUAUUCAACAAGGAUACGGAGCAAGUGACGGCCAUCUUGAAAGGUCAUACUAAGAAGGUCAACAAUGUCAUCUACCAUCCUACCGAGGAUGUUGUCUUCACCUCUUCGCCCGAUGCUACCAUCCGUAUAUGGCUUACCCAGAAUGCAUCUUGCACCCAGGUUGUACGCGCUCACGAUGCUGCUGUGACCGGUCUCAGUCUCCACGCCACUGGAGACUUCCUACUCAGCUGUUCCGAGGAUCGUCACUGGGCCUUCUCUGACAUAGCAACAGGACGUGUCCUCACCAAAGUCUCUGAUGAUUCUGUCGGCCAUGCUCUGACCUGUGCUCAGUUCCAUCCCGACGGUCUUAUCUUUGGAACGGGAACCGCCGACAGCGUCAUCAAGAUCUGGGAUCUCAAGGAAUGCACCAACGUUGCCAACUUCCCCGGUCAUUCCGGUCCCGUCACCGCUCUGGCCUUCUCCGAAAACGGUUACUACCUGGCUACGGCAGCCGAUGACGCCAUUGUCAAACUCUGGGAUUUGCGUAAGCUCAAGAAUUUCAAGAACAUCACCCUGGAUGACAACUACGAGAUCAAAUCAUUGACCUUUGACCAGAGCGGUUCCUACCUAGCCGUAGCAGGCACUGAUCUACGAGUGUUCCUCUGUAAACAGUGGCAGGAGCUAGCUGUCUUUACAGAUCACACCAACACGACUACUGGAGUACGCUUUGGACAGCACUCUUCAUUCUUAGCAUCAUCCAGUAUGGAUAGAAGUCUCAAGUUCUACAGCCUAUAAGGGUUAUGUUCACAUUUCAUCGCAUCCUGCUUUUGUUGGUUAUUCUGGUAUUUGUCUUCAGUAGAGUAUAUCCAAGUUGAUGGUAGGAUGAUUGUAUUGUGUGAACAGCACUCAUUUUAAGAAGCCUAUUGUAAUACUACAUUAUAUUUACAAAAAGCAUCAUAUGAAUCAAGCAUCUACUAAGCUCACUCAUGUGUAAGGUACUAGACAGAAAAACAUUGGUAUCAGAAUUCAAACUUUUGUAAGAUCUUAGCUUAUGAAAUAGGAGUAUUGAAAUGUGUGGAAGAAUGUGCAUUGUAUUAUAGCCUAUUUUUUAUGAACUCGUUCUUUCAUUCUCAGAAAUAAUACAUAAACAAUCCGUGACAUGUGCUUUUGCGACAAUUGAUCAGCACAUCAAACCAACACUAAAUCUAAUCUCAUUCCUCACCCUAAUCGAUAUCCUGAUAUUAAUCUGAACUGAAAAAUGUAUCACUACCCUAAUCCCAGAUCCUUAUUUUUAAGUUAAGACAAAAGCAAUUGUCGUAGUAGCAAAUGUUGGAUCACUGUAUGGAGUAAAGUAUAAUCAAGUUCAUGCGUUGAUGGUUCUUAUUUUGCUUCAAGCUGUAAUAUAUAAACAGUGAAGUCUUGUUUCCUCCCUGAUUGCUAAAUUAUACAAACUCCUGGCAUUUUACACUGAUUGAUAGGAAAUGUUUAUAACUAUUACAGAUCAUUACUCAUAAGAUAUUGCAGGUAGCUGAAUAAAUUGUUAUUGUAAAAAGUAAUCCGCACGGCUUUGUAAAUAAAACAUGACAAAGACCUUUGGUAUUUUUAAACAAAAUAAUAUGUCAUGUUCAAUUCACUUAUUGAUUUGUUAAUUGCUCUGAACAUCUCCAUUGUGUAAGUACAUACAGUCAUUACACACAUGAGGGAAUGAUUUACCGUUUGCGCCUUACUGUAGUCUGUAUCUGCAAAUUGUAGUUUUCAUUCUGAAGAGGCUAAAAACAAUGAAAAAAUACAAGUAAAAAGUACAAUGAUGAUUUCUUAGAUAUUUGAACUAGUCUAAAAUUUCUGUAAUCGUAUGAAGUUCAUCAGUUUCACAAUUAAUUCCUUAGAUAUUAUACUAACAUUAUCCCUUGAAUUACAUUUGAAAACCUAUUUUAAACAUUCCAAAUUGCCCAUUAAAAGGAUUUAUCUCAAAAUGCAUGUCUUUCUGUUGUAGCUUGGACAGCAGGGGUCUUGUUCAAUAUUCAUGAAGCAGACAAUUUCAGUUGCAUAGGAGGUACAUCGGGGAAGCAUUUUGUAUGUUCCUUCUGUGAAUUUGGCAUGGUUUACAUGUAUAUAUCAUAGCAGAAACAAGUGAAUAACUGCCAAGUUUUACCGGUUACUGGCUUGGACUGACUACCCUGGGACAGAUCAAAUGAAAUAUGUAAUGUAAGCCUACACUAUCAGCAACAUUUACAUGCUUAAAAAAGCAUGGGAGCCUGUCUUACAAACAACUGCAAUACAUUCAAAUCAAACGCAAAUGGAGACUGAUCACAAUUCUUAUCUCUUAAAUGCGCAAUUCGAGAUCAGUCUCAUUUGGAAGACGGGGCCUUAGAAGUGUGAUGUCUGAGCCAACACCCCCCCAUGUCAACUGGUUUGAAAUGUUGAUUGCAAUGGUUGGUUUCAAACAAUACAAGUUCUUAGCUUUGACUCUGUGAUAGUGAUACAUACCUGGGCUGGUAUUCAAUUUUAUACUUAGGUUAAGAAAAUUUAAUUUUACUUGGCUAAGAAAUUAAGUUAUUUUGUAUUUAGCUCAUAGUAUCCCCCCCAAAAAAAAAAAAACACAUGGUGAUGUCAUAUUGUUGCCAAAUAUUGUGCAUUUUAAUGUGUGUGUCUCUAAAAGUGCUACUCUAUAAUUCUGCGUAAAUCAGGAUGACCGUGUACAUAUGAAAACAUUCUUUACCUGCCAAUAAUAUUUCCAAAUAAUUUGGCAUCAGUCUUGUCUAGAGGUGUCCUAGAUUUAGGGUGAUAUACUAAAGCGAAUUCAUUCACUAAAUACCAAAAUUAGCAAGGUAUUUUAUCCAAUCAAAAUUCCAAGUAAUAUACUUAAUUGAAACCAACAUCAGUCCUGGAGCACAGAUUUCUCGUUCCGAACCAUGGCUAUGCCGUAACAAAAGACUGUGACAUUAGUACAGUACUUUUUGAAUUGUCAAUUCUUCAUUCUUUUUUUUUAAAUACAUUUUUGUACUGUAUAUUCAUUGUUGUAGGCAGUUAUGAAAUAGAAUUAUUAUUCCUUUUUCUGUACAUAUGGAUUCAACAAGCUCUGUUGCAUAUUUUUUUUUUCAAAGCCAUUUUUUAAUCAAUGAGAUUAUCAUUAGUUGAUUGCAAAUAAUGUACUUCAUCAACCUUGUAUCCUCUGUAGACUCUUUUUUGUUUUGUUUUGAUAGCUCAAUGAAUAUGGAAUUAUUUUUGUAAUGAUUGUAUGGACUUGUUUGUAACUAGUACUUUUUGAAUGUUCAUGAAAUUACUCUGCCAAUGUGUUUGGUAGUGAAGUGAUCUAUUCCAGCAAGAAAUGGGAAGACUUUGCAGGGUUGGACAAUAAAUAUAUUAGAUGCUGCCCCGGACCUCUAGGGUUGCUUCAUGAAGCUUUGUUAAAAGUUAGAAAUGACUUUUAUGAGUGACUGGAAUAUGGCAAGCCAUGAGCAUUGCCUAAUUAAUCAAUCAGUCACAAAUUUUUCAUUUAAAUUUCAAUAAUAUUCAUAUGUUUUAAAACAAUGUUUUUGUGCAAAGUAUAUAGACAAGACAUUUGACAUGGAAUCGCCUGAAAAAUAGUCACAUUUCUUGAAAUAUCAGGAAAAAUUUGAAAUCUCCCGUUGCACCUCGUGUACAAGUCAUUUGUUUAUUCCUACAUAACUUUACAAUCGAUUUCAUAUAACACUUAGGCCUUAUGCUUUAAUGGUCCUAGCAGAGUACCAAACAAUUAUAUUUUACUGUGCAUAGACUUCUCGAAAAUGGAACACAGUUAUUGAAUUUAAUAUGUCAGAUUGAAGUGUUUCCUUGUUUCUCUGUGGUGUUAUUAUUUUUGUUUAAUUAUGUAUCUGUACAGUGUAUUAAUUUAGCAAAAAAUUCCACACAAGCCUUUUUGUUCCUGCAUUUCAUCCACACAUAUUAUAGGCCAGACUUUUGUGUGACCUAUUUUUCUGGACUGGAUGGUAUGAAUCAAUUAUUUUGUGUAAUUAAAGUUUGUGGCACUAUCAUUGAAGAUGCUAUGUAUAUAAACUGUUUGGAUCAUUGUACUGUAUCAAUAAAUUGCAUUUCCAUUGACUUGCAUUUUCCAAACCCCA